Molecule: messenger RNA, 927 nt
Organism: Triticum dicoccoides
Lineage: Eukaryota; Viridiplantae; Streptophyta; Magnoliopsida; Poales; Poaceae
Product: cytochrome P450 72A15-like
Exons: 3
Molecular function (GO): monooxygenase activity; oxidoreductase activity, acting on paired donors, with incorporation or reduction of molecular oxygen; iron ion binding
Source: RefSeq, a predicted model, not a curated record
UUAUACUGCUUCAGGGGUAACGUUUGCGGGCUGCGGCAAAAAUAUUUACGGGCUGGACGAGUAUACGGCUCUGUUCUGGUCAGAAAAUUGGGCCGAGCCCGUAUACUCGUUGGAAUUAUGCGGCCUUUCGUGUGGAGCAGCAAUGGAUCCUGAGCCCUUCACAAGAAGUCCAGCUCCACUCACAGCAUUACCAUGGAUCUGCGCCGGCCUCGUGGCUUCCAUGCUCCUCUGGCAAGCCGCCCGGCUACUCGACCAGCUGUGGUGGCGGCCGAGGCGGCUGGAGCAGGAGCUCCACGCCCAGGGCCUCCGUGGCACGCGGUACCGCUUUCUCACCGGCGACGUCAACGACGACAGCCGCCAGAACAGGGAGGCAUCGUCGAGGCCACCCAUGACCCCACGCUGCCACGACAUUGGCGCCCGCGUCUUGCCAUUCCUCUACGGCAACGUCCAGGAGCACGGCCCGCAGUGCAUCUCCUGGUUCGGCCCCAUCCCCAAGGUGACCAUCACCGACCCUAGCCUGGUCAGGGAGGUGAUGUCCAACAAGCUCAGCCGCCACAUCGAGAAGCUCAAGUUCCCGGCGCUGACCGGGCUCCUCGCCGACGGGUUGAAGAACCAUGAGGGUGACAAGUGGGCGAAGCACCGAAGGAUACUCAACCCUGCCUUCCAUGCCGAGAAGCUCAAGCUCAUGCUGCCCGCAUUUAGUGUGUGUUGUGAGGAGCUUGUUGGACGAUGGGCAGAGUGUGUUGGGCCUGAUGGCUCCUGGGAGGUGGAUGUUUACCCGGAGCUCCAGAGCCUCACCGGAAAUGUCCUCUCCCAGACAGCAUUUGGCAGCAGUUACCUGGAAGGAAGAAGAAUUUUUCUACUGCAGUCCGAGCAAGUUGGGCGCCUCAUGACAAGAGUUCACAAGAUUAUCAUUCCCGGUUACUU